Varanus komodoensis (Komodo dragon) is the source of this 5601-nucleotide messenger RNA. RefSeq names its product zinc finger CCHC-type containing 2 (gene ZCCHC2). The record is from RefSeq and is a predicted model, not a curated record. NCBI's taxonomy places the organism in Eukaryota, Metazoa, Chordata, Lepidosauria, Squamata, Varanidae. Gene Ontology annotation, molecular function: phosphatidylinositol binding; nucleic acid binding; zinc ion binding. The transcript has 14 exons. The coding region runs from base 312 to 3839 and encodes 1175 amino acids.
AGAGCGGCGUUCGGGACCUGCGCGCUUUAGUCUUCCUUCCCCCCCCCCCCCCCGUUCGCUCUUCCUUUGCUGGCACGCGGGUCCUCACGCGCUCCCUCAAGAAGCCGCUGAGAGGAGGAAGAGGAGGAGGGGCGGCGGCCAUUCCGGUCGUCGCCACCCCUUCGCCGAGUGCCGUUGCAAAAGCCCCUACCCUGCCUCAGCUCUGGGUGGGAGGAGGAAGGCGAUGAGCGGCGGCGGCGGGUCUUGACGACGACAGCGGCGGCGCUGUGCCCGCCCCGUUCACUCCCCUUUCCCCUCCCUUCAUCUCGAGGAUGCUGAAGAUGAAGCUGCCGGUGAAGCAGCAGCAGCAGCGGCAGGCGAUGAGCCAUAAGGAGGUGGAGGAGGACGGUGAGGGAGCGGCAGCGGGCGUUGCGCUGAGGGACUGCGCCGCCGCCAGUGCCGGCCUGGCCAGUCGCCCGCGUCGAAGCGGGGCCGGAUCAGGGACAGCGGUCUCGUCGGGCGGCGGCGGCGGCCCUGCUCCGCUGCUGCGCUGCCUCUGCGGCUGCUCGGCCGGAGGCGCCCGCGAGGCUGUCUACGAGUGGUUCGGCCUGGCACUGGGCUCGGCUCAGCGGCUGGAGUUCGCCGUGGGGCUGCUCGACCUGCUCAACCCGCUAGAGCUGCGCUUCCUGGGCUCCUGCCUGGAGGAGCUAGCCCGAAAGGACUACCACUGCCUGCGGGACUCCGAGGCCAAAGCCAACGGCGCUGGGGCGGCUGCAGGCGCCGCCGACGCUUCCUCGUCAGGAAGCAAUCCCAGCCCUCCGGGCACCGGCCCCCCGCAGCAGCAGCCGCAGCUCCUCGCAGCGCCGCCGCCGCCGCCGCCUUCACCUCCUCCCCCAGCGGCUGCAGCGGCUGGCUCGCCCCCUCCCGCUGCUCCCCCGCUGGGCGGCAGCGACUUCCGCGACCCGGCGGUGCGUUCCAAGCUCAUCGUCUACUUGGCGCUGCUGGGCUCCGAAAAUCGCGAGGCUGCCAGCCGCCUUCACCGCCUCCUGCCCCAUGUGGACGCCAUCCUGCAAAGCUGCCGUCCCCUCGGCCCGCUGCGCCCCAAGGAAGAAGGCGAGGAGGACGAGGAGGUGGCCGUGACGGGGCCUGGGCCGGUGGAGGGAGGCCUGGGGCCGGUGGCGCAGGAGGAGUUGCUGUUGCUCUUCACCAUGGCCUCCCUGCACCCUGCCUUUUCUUUCCACCAGAGGGUCACGCUCAGGGAGCACCUGGACCGGCUGCGGAGGGCCCUCUGCCGGGACGUCGAGGAGAUGGACGGGUUCGCUUGCCUUGCGAGUCGGAAUUUUCCCCAUAACUGCAUGCCAAGAAAUGAGAGCAAUUUACUUGAACAAAGAGCACAACGUGAUAAGCUUAUGGUGGCCUCCCACAGACCACAGCAAGAAGCUGUACAUAUUCAGAAGAUAAUGCUGAAAGGUGUACCAAGAAAAAGAUCUGACAAGCAUCUGGAAUAUACAUUUAAAGUGAUUUGGUCAGAUCAUUCUACAUCAUACGUAACAAAAACACACCAGGAACUUCAGGAAUUUCUAUUAAAACUUCCAAAGGAUCUUUCUUCAGAAGCAUUUGACAAGACUAUUUUAGGAGCAUUAAAUCAAGGGUUCCAGAAGCAAGAAGAAAGGCGACACCCAGACUUAGAACCUAUGAUAAGGCAGCUGUUUUCAACUACAUCACAAGCUUUUCUGCAGAAUCAGAGAGUAAACAGCUUCUUUCAGUCUCUGUCCUCUGAAUCUUUGCAUGCUCACAAUAACUUCCAGUCUACUCUGAAGACAUCUAAAAUUCCAGAACUUUUCAAAGAGGACAGCUCAGAAGCUUCAAGUCAGGAGGAAGAAAUGAUACAGCACACAGUGAUCCAUAAGAAACAUAAUGGGAAAUGUCCUGUAGCCAACAUCGUUAAUUCAAAAUGUUCUUCACUGGAUGGCUUUGACACAACACAUUCUGAACUCAAUGGUGUGGCAGACUGGAGAAGAAAAGGUUGUGCUCUUCAGCAGCAUCCAGAGCAUUGCACAUUACUUGACCAGCACACAGGGGAGAAGAGGAGCUUGCCUGUAAUAAGCAAGAAAAAAGGAAAGCUACAACCAGAAAAAGAUAAAGUAAAGAGACCUGACACCAGGUUAGCUAUCAGAACGAACUGCGUAAGAGUUGCAGAUGCUCACAAUCUUCACCCUGGAAUACUAAAAGAUUCAAAUUUAGACAUUGUAGUUGGACAUGACACAUGUGGAGAAACCUCUUCAGAGAGUUACAGUUCUCCUUCUAGUCCACGGCAUGAUGGAAGGGAAAGCUUUGAAAGUGAAGAAGAAAAAGACAGAGACACAGACAGCAAUUCUGAAGAUUCUGGAAACCAAAAUGUGAUGAGGUUUACUGGUUAUGGUUCUGCAGACCUCAAGCCACCUGCACAGAUUUCAGUGAGAUCAGACAAUCAAAAUAUCGCAGAAGAUCCCUUGAGUUCGCAGUUCCAACACAUUUCUUUUAUGCCUUCUCUUCACUGCGUGGUGCUCAAUGGUGCACAGAAGACUGAAGCGGUAGUUCCACCACCCAUUUCUGCUGAUGGAAAAACAUUGGGAAUGGUGGUUGCAAAUUCAGCUCCUGUUGGAAUAGGUUCAGCUGGUGAAUCUGAGAAACAUGUUGAACUUCUGUCUUCCCAUUUGCCAGCCACUUUCCUUACACCCACGGUCCAACCUGGUAAUCCUGCGUUGCACUUGGCAAUACACAGAAUGAAAAUAUCUUCACAGGCAUCAUCCGAAAGUUGUGCAGUUAGUGGACCACAACAGCAAACGGGAAACUUAAAUAUUGGAUCACCAAACACUGCCUUCAUUUCAGUGCACAACCCAGGUAAUUUCCCAGGAUCCACAGUUCCUACUACAGAUCCAGUCUCCAAACCUGCGUCCCAUAUGAUGGGCCUAAAUCAAAUGGUGCCUCAUGUUGACGGAAACACAGGCGUGAUCCCUCAGCCUCCCAGUCUAAAAGUAGUUGUUCCUGCAGCAGGUCUCUCCACAGCACUUCCACCAGCUCCUUUUACUGUACCAGUGACUCUUCAUGCUACCAGUGUAUUGCCCAAUCAAAGUACAACUGUCCUGAAUACUGUGGCGUCAACACCACCACCACCAUCUGGUUUGUGUGUGAGUCAGGUCCAGCCUACUGUUCCUCCUGCAAUACCUACCCACACACCAGGUCCUGCACCCAGCCCAAGCCCUGCUUUAACACACAGCACCGCACAGAGUGACAGCACUUCUUAUAUUAGUGCGGUUGGAAAUACUAAUGCUACUGGCACUCUAUUGUCUCCACAGCAGUUGGGGUCUGGGCCUUGUGGGUCUUGUGGUCGCAGAUGCAGCUGUGGGACCAAUGGAAAUCUUCAGCUUAACAAUUACUAUUAUCCUAACCCGCUUCCUGGACAAGUCUACAGAGUUUCACCCAUCUUCCCUCUUCCAUCGUUUUGCAAUGGUAGCUACCUCAACCAAGCACAUCAAACCAAUGGAACACAAAUUCCGUUUUACUUGCCUCGGGGCCCGUAUGCAAAUGGGAUGAUGCAUGACCCAGUAAUAGGGAGCCAAACCAACUAUGGUGUGCAGCAAAUGCCAGGAUAUGGGAGGUUCUAUUCUAUGUAUCCAGCUCAAAAUGUAGUUGCCAAUACUAAUGGAUCAGGUCCCAAGAAGAAUGGGAAUGUGUCCUGUUAUAAUUGUGGUGUUAGUGGCCACUAUGCACAGGACUGUAAGCAGUCGUCUAUGGAGGCCAGUCAACAAGGCACUUACAGAUUGAGAUAUGCACCUCCCCCACCCCCUUCUAAUGAUACGUUGGAUUCUGCUGACUGAAACCAAGUAAACAUUGCCUACAUACCAAAAUGAAGGUUGGGAAAUUUGGGGAAUUCUUUGGAUUUGAGAGAGUCCUUGUGUGUGUUUAUGUUCUGUUGCAUUUUUCAUUGCUCAUGAACGCCUCUUCUAAUACAAAAGAAGAAAGCGGUUUUGCUCCUGGUCUGACUUACAUAAAGCAUCUUGCUAUCUCAGCCAAUCAAAUCAAAAGAAUGAAUAGACUUUUGCACUGAAGACUUGAGACAUGCAAUGUUUACUCGCUUGUUUGUUUUUUGUUUUUAAGAUCAUUUAACUUCUGACUACACUGGUUGAACAGCCAUAUGGUUGAAAGGAGAAACUGGGUCAUGCUCUUAAAAGUAACAUUUCCCUUCCCCCCCCUCCACUUAUGCUGCUAUUCUUCUUUCCCACCUUUGCUGAGUCUGUAUGCCUUCAUGGGACUGAAUGGAUGUUCAGCUGUUUAAAUAAAUCCUGCCCAUAAUUCUAGUAAAUCCCUAUGCUUGUGAACAGAUGGGGGCAUUGCUUGCUUUUUCUUAAGAGAUUGAAAAUUCACAAUAUAUACAGCUCUUAUGUGCCUAAAUGAAAGGGGGAAAAACUGGGCAAGGUUUUAAAUUGUGUGAACUUAGCAGAUUGAAUAGAAAUAUGUUGAACAAUUUAUGUUUGUUGUAGUUUUUUUAAGCCUGUUGGUUCAAAGUGAGUAAUUGGUAUCAAUGCCAUAGUUUGUGUUUUUGCAUUUGUAAUAGAAGUUGGCAGCAAGUAUCGUUUAUUAAACAUAUUCUACUUCAUCAAACAAAAGAAACAUCAUGAUAAUUUAACACCAUCCUCUUUAGGCUCUUACAGUGUUGUGUUUAGAAUGUAAGUGAUUUAUUUCAAUCUGGACGAAACCUGUGUGUAUUCUAAAAAAAAUCAGUCAAGUAUUUAUAUACUAAAACCAGUCUACCAAAUAGCAAUGCCACUUUCUUAUGACAAUGUACCACUGUGUGAUCAUGAUAUAAUGUGAAAGACUCCAAUGAGUGUGAAGAUUGAUCAUGUUAGUGUCAUAUCACUAAGUUUAACGCUGCUGUAUCUUAGUUCUAAAAGCCAAGGUGUAAUCAAUUGCUUCCAGGUGAUUUUUGAUUUCUUAAGUGCACUGAGUUUAUCUGGAAGAAAACUUAAAACUGUUGAAAUCAGCACUGAACUACCACCAUGUGUAUUCCCAUAGGUAUCACAAUUCAGAGCAAAAAUAUAGAUUUUACUUAUUUAAAAAAUAGAUAUGCAGCAGAUGGAAACAAGUCAAAACAAUUUUGAUUAAUUCUAAUUGCUAAACAAGAAACUUGAAGAAACUUGAUUUACAUUUCUUCAUAGAUAGCAUUUAUAUUUAUAGCACCAAUAUAUUUUGAAAGUGAGGAUGUAAAAGGGUAGAUGAGAGCUUUAAUUUAAAAGAAAAUUAGCAUAGAAAAUAUUUUCAUUUUAAAAAUUAUUUGUGCUUGGUUUGGUGGACCAUAUUCAAAUGAAAUAACUGCUUCUGAAUUUAGUGAGGGUGUUCAAAGCACCAGUGGACUUGCAUUCUCAAUUACCUGCCAGUUUACUUUAUGGAACUUAUUUUAUGAUUUGAGAUACUGUACUGUAAAUAGGAGGUAUAUUGCCUUCUCUUUAUUUGUAUGUUUACCAUAUACUUUGAUAUUUGAAAUGUUAUGUACUGGAAAGGUCACUUAUAUUUCUAGAAAGAAUGGAUUUUAUGCAGCAUUUCUCCUUGAAUUAACAGCAAUAAAAAAGGAAAAAAAGCAUA